UGACAAAAAUCCCAGCCUUCACCAUGGGAGAUACCUGGCAUGUUGGAUUGGUGGUACUUGUGUACGUCUGCUUUCCCAAGGGUGCUGCUGAGAACCUCAUAAAAACUCAGGAAACUGAGCACACCCUCCUGAUCAAUGAAGUGAACGCUGACAGCCCAGGAGAGGACACUUCUGAGUUUGUGGAGCUCUAUCACACCAGUGGGCAAACAGCCCCCCUGGAUGGUUACCACCUGGUCUUCUACAACGGCAACGGCAACCGAGCCUACAAGGUGCUGAACCUCCGGGGUAGAGUUACCGACAGCCAGGGGCUCUUCCUCAUUGGCUCCUCCUCCGUGAACCCUGCCAUGGUUAUCCCUAAGAACACCAUCCAGAACGGCCCCGAUGCCAUCGCUCUCUACUACGGAAAUGGGAGCUACAAAGAGGGCAUGAGUGUCACCAGCCACGGGCUGGUGGAUGCCCUGGUCCACAAGACUAAGAAGACGGACAGAGCAGACACGCUUGUGAGGGUGCUGACCCCUGGCAGAGAGGCUUUCCUGGAGGACCCCACCUUCAGGGCUGUGGAUGAGUCCAUAGAGAGGUGCCAUGGGGCCGAUUCUCAGUGGAUCUUCCAGGUGGCCGUGCCCACGCCGGGCACAGACAACCACUGCCUCCUGACUCCUGAGCUGAACUCCUCUGCCGUCCUCAUCAGUGAGGUCCUUCCCACGGCCCCUCCUGGCGACCUGGAGUUCAUAGAGCUCCAGGGCCCCCACUCCACCGUGCUGAGGGACAUUGUCCUGGUGCUGGUUGAUGGCCGGACCAAAGACAUCUAUUUCACCCUGGAUGUUCACGGCCAAACCUCCCUGGAUGGGCUCCUGCUGAUCGGCCCUGCACACGGAGAAACCCCAGUUGACCUGCCGUUCCCAGAGAACACCACCCGUCCUGUCCUCAGGGCUGGCCCCACUGCCAUUGCCCUCUAUAGAGGCCACAGCAGCAGUUUUGUCCCGGGGAAGGGGCUGCCAGAGUCCGGUCUCUUGGACGCCUUCGUGUACACGAGCGACGAGGAGCUGGACCCGGAGCUGCUGGAGACCCUGACCCCUGGCAGACCUGCCCUCCUGGAAAAGCGACAUCAGCUAGGAGAUGUGUCCAUGAGCCGGUGCAGCUGCUGCUCCGUGACCCAGGACUCCACAUCCUUCAUCCUCAGCAGGCCCACCCCUGGCACGUUCAACGACUGCCCCAGCAAACGCUUCAGCCAGGCUCUCUCCUUCUGCCUCCACGGAGCAGAUUGCCAGGAGUGGCUCUUGAAGCCAGAAGAGAUUCUGCUGAGUCUAGUCCAGGCCCUCAAUGGAUCCUACAGUGGUGGAGUCUCUGCUGCCUAUUUCAGAGAGCCAAAGGCAGCCUGCCAGGACCUGGGGCUCGUGUUCAGCACUCUGCUCACUGCCAGGUCGGAGGAGCAGCUGAGCAGCUUCCUGCUGGCCUUCAACACCUCCCUAGAGACACCUGGAGUUGUGAGCUUUGGUGGAAGGAACGUCACAGUAGGAAGCUCCUGUUUCAAGGAUAUUAAUACGCCAGACUUGCCUCCAGGUGUCCCUUCAGAGAUACCAGAAGGGACUGUGCAGGAGGCCAAGCUACUCAUCAAUGAGGUGAACCCAGACAACCCUGGGGCAGGAGAGGAUGCCGAGUACAUUGAACUCUUCUACACUGGCCGGACACGCUUCGACCUCCAGGGAUAUUGGCUGGUCCUCUACAACGGGAGAACCGGCCGGGCCUAUCGGGUGCUGGACCUGUCCGGACACCACACGGACGAGCAGGGUUAUUUCUUGGUGGGCAGCAGCAGGGUGAGCCCAGCACCCAUGAUUGGGCUGCCCCCCAACAGCAUCCAGAACGGGCCGGACGCCGUGGCUCUGUACCACGGCAGCACCGCGCCCCACGCCGUGGGCACGGCAGUGACGGCGCACGGGCUGGUGGACGCCGUCGUCUACACGGCCCGGCAGACCGAGAAGGCAGAGCAGCUGCUCAGGGUGCUGGUGCCAGGGCAGGGCAUCCUGUACGAGAACGACUCUCACAGCACCGAGGACGAGUCUCUGAGCCGCUGCCACAGCCUGAGCCCAAAACUCCAGAGCAGCUUCCAGGUGACCAGGGUGACACCGCUGGGGGAGAACCUGUGCGGCAGCUCCUCGGUGCCCGUCCCUCCCGCUGUCCGCAUCAGUGAGCUGUGCCUGCCCAGCGGCUUCGUGGAGCUGGAGGGGGAGCCUGGCACCGGCCUGGCAGGGCUCAACUUGGUCUUCUUCUCGGAGAAGGAGGGCGAGGCCCGUGCCAGCGUCCCACUGCAGGGCACCAUCGGAGCCACGGGGCUGCUGGUGCUGGUGCUGGACGGAGAGCACGGGCAGGGUGAGGGUGAGGCCGACCUGGCAUGGGGUCUGACUUCAAAGAAAUGGGCAGAGGGUUGA
Myiozetetes cayanensis is the source of this 2426-nucleotide messenger RNA. RefSeq lists its product as uncharacterized. Lineage: Eukaryota; Metazoa; Chordata; Aves; Passeriformes; Tyrannidae. The transcript is spliced from 7 exons. The record is from RefSeq and is a predicted model, not a curated record. Bases 24 to 2426 code for a protein of 800 amino acids.